AUUCCCUCGCGGGCCGAGCCGCCCCUCUCUCCUGCCCCUCCUCCUCCCUUGCCCACCCCUCGGAGUGGAGCUGCACAUGCGGCUGCUCCCUGUUGCGUCCCGCCCAGCCACCGUCGCUCAGGAACGGGUCCCUGCAGCCCCCAGCCGAUGGCAGAACAGUAGCUGCCUGUCAGGGGUCGUGAACGGCGGAGGCAGAAGCAGCGGCUCCCGGGCCUGAGAGAGUGGGUGUCUCCGGAGGCCAUGGGCUACCCGGAGGUGGAGCGCAGGGAACCCCUGCCUGCGGCAGCGCCAGGGGAACGAGGGAGCCAGGGCUGCGGCUGUCGCGGGGCCCCUGCCCGGGCGGCCGAAGGGAACAGCUGCCGGCUCUUCCUGGGUUUCUUCGGCCUUUCGCUGGCCCUCCACCUGCUGACUUUGUGCUGCUACCUAGAAUUGCGGUCCGAGUUGCGGCGGGAACGGGGAGCUGAGUCCCGCCUCGGCGCUCCGGGCACUCACGGUAUCUCUGGCACGCUGAGCAACCCCGGUGGCCUCGAACCUGACGGUCCCAUCACCCUCCACAUCGGGCAGCCGUCGCCGCAGCGGCAGCCGUUGGAACGGGGAGAAACUACACUCCCCCCUGACUCUCAGGACCUGCACCAGAUGGCCUUGCUGAAUUUCUUCUUCCCUAAUGAGAAGUCCUACUCUGAAGAAGAAAGCAAUCGUGUUCACCGCAACAAAAGAAGCAAAAGCAGUGAAGGAGCAGAUGGACCAGUCAAAAACAAGAAAAAGGGAAAGAAGGCAGGGCCACCUGGGCCCAAUGGUCCUCCCGGUCCUCCAGGGCCUCCAGGACCACAGGGACCCCCAGGGAUUCCAGGGAUUCCUGGAAUUCCAGGAACAACUGUUAUGGGACCACCUGGUCCUCCUGGUCCCCCUGGUCCUCAAGGACUCCCUGGCCUCCAGGGACCUUCUGGUGCUGCUGAUAAAGCUGGAACUAGAGAGAACCAGCCGGCUGUGGUGCAUCUGCAGGGCCAAGGGUCAGCAAUUCAAGUCAAAAAUGAUCUUUCAGGUGGAGUGCUCAAUGACUGGUCUCGCAUCACUAUGAACCCCAAGGUGUUUAAGCUACACCCCCGCAGUGGGGAGCUGGAGGUACUGGUGGACGGCACCUACUUCAUCUAUAGUCAGGUAGAAGUCUACUACAUCAACUUCACUGACUUCGCCAGCUAUGAGGUGGUGGUAGACGAGAAGCCCUUCCUGCAGUGCACCCGCAGCAUCGAGACGGGCAAGACCAACUACAACACUUGCUAUACUGCAGGCGUCUGCCUCCUCAAGGCCCGGCAGAAGAUUGCCGUGAAGAUGGUGCAUGCUGACAUCUCCAUCAAUAUGAGCAAACACACCACCUUCUUUGGGGCCAUCAGGCUGGGCGAAGCCCCUGCAUCCUAGAUUCCCCCCAUUUUGCCCUUGCCCAUGCCCCUUCCCCAGGUCUGGGAGCCAGGACUCCCAGAACCUUUAAGUGCUGCUGUGUAGUGAGGUCCAUUGGCAUUGCAGCCAGAGAGAAAGGCCCCCGUGCUAUUUAUUCCCAAGUGAUCCCAUGAUGGCAAGGCCUACUUGACUUUCCAAAAUGGCCUUGAGUUAACAGGAGAGUUGAUGGAGCCCCAGCAUUUACAGGAAGCACAACUUUCUUUGGCUCCACAUUGACUGGCUUGAGACGUAACUCUUCAACCCCAAGGUCCCUAUUGUCCGUUUUAUCACUUGUUGCACUAAUGUGAGGAUCCAGAACAGCAGGCAAGAGAAAGUGAAGGUGUACUCCAGACUCGGGGUGACCAGAAGGGGGCUGCAGCUUCUCUCUUGGCUAGGGCUAAGGAUGGGGUGGCAUUAGCUUGCAGCCUAAGGAGAGAACUAGGGAGGGAAAAGAUAGAUGACUGUGACACAGACCAGGGGAGAAAGCUGCCUAGUAGGCAUCCUUGACAGUGAAAGGUUCUUGCUCCUCUGGACUGUGAGUGCCCGGAGAAUCUGAGCUCUUCCACUCCGGCUGAGAGCCACACUAUGACAGCUAUCUGGGCUUCAAAGUCAAGAGCAUUGCUGUCCCUUGGAACCAUCACAAGAAUGGCCGUAACCCCACUUGCAGGAGAACCUCAAUCUGUGCUUGGGGCCCUGUGUCUCUCACUUUGUUUACAGCUAUGCCCUGUGCUCAGAAAACUCCCUGGGGCCCCUCCCACUUGCCACCCCCCAAGCCUGACUACAACCCCUCCUGUCUUCUUUCUCCACAGAGCCUACCUCUGUCCGGGACAGGUGCUUAACCUGAGACCUAUGCUCACAUGAGUCCGAAAUAUUCUUUAGCUUACCUGAACACAAAGGACGGUUUCCAUUUAUUAAGCAAUACAAGUAUUAUCAUCUGAUUCCAGUCAAGCUGUGUCUGGAGGGAAGGGUUGGACUAGAUGAUCUUCAAAAAUCCCUUCAAGGUCUACUGAGAGGCAGCUGCCAUAAUAACUUUCUAAAUUCCUAAGCCCUAGACCAGUGGCGCAAAUUGCAUGUGGGUCACAGUGGGCUGCGUGUAUCCUUGCAGACUCUAGAAGGUCGCCAUCACUGCCUUAGACUGCUUGGGCAGCAGCAAAGCAGAGCUUUUCUCCCUCUCCUGAAAGCGCAAGAGGUGGGAAUCACUGGGGAGAUUUGUCUAAGUUUGCUGUGGGCCUAGUGAUCAUUAAGCCCGACUCUGCCAGAACAGCAGGUGGUAGCCUCCUGGCCAAGUUUCUUCAGAAAACCAUGGCAGAGCAUCGUCACCAGAUACCUGUGUUGCUCCUUGAAGCCAGGCUUGGGAGCAGCUAGAGGCUAGGCACAGGCAGCGUUGUACCCUCUAGUGCCAUGCGCAGCUGCCUUCCCUCACCCCCAGCCUUCCCUCCUGGUCACAUACUAGGCCUGUGCAAGUGUUUUCCACCCUAGCUUCCUAUCCUAGGUCAGGUCUAAAGCUGUAAUUGUCACCCUUGUACAGGUAGCUGAGAUCUGCAAGGAACAAUAGGCACUUCUGUCAGAGCUGGACCUUCCCUUUCUAAGCUGCCACACUGAUCUUCCAAGAAUCAGGGCACUAGGCGGUGAGCCAGGCCGCCAUUGUCUGGUUCCCAGUGACAGCCUUCCAACCUGAGACAAAGUACACUUGAGAAAUAACUCCUGUGCAGUGCCUUAGGCCACCUGCAGUUGGAGCAGGAACUGACAAAACUGCGCCUGAAAGCCUGGGAGGUGCUUUCUGUUGUUUCCUUUCGGGAGGGCAGGACAGAGAAAGCUGACGCCACCUGCUGGCGUUUCUGAUGCCAGAGAUGACUGAUGCUUAGCCGAGGCUCAGGGAGGUGAAGUGCCUUGACUAUUCUCUAGCCCAGUGUAAGUCACAAACAUGGCUUCAGCCGGGUCUGACACCAGAGCUGUCCCCUUACACCACAGCACUGUGUGGCAUUUGGGGUCAGGAGAGAGCUAAUCAAGGUGCUAAUCCCAAUCUAGCAUCCUGGGGGUCCCAAGGACAGACCGAAAGAUGCACAUUUUUAUUAUUCGAUGCUAAUACCUGUCUCAAGGCUGCCAGGGCCUCUGUGACAAGAGCAUCAGAUGUUUCUCUUCAAAUAGCCAUCGGCCUUAGAGCGAAUGUUCAGAAGAAAAUUAUUGGAGCUGUGUCCAAGUCGCAGUCCUCUGGGACCCGCAGGACUGGGGGCCCACGUUUCUUUCACCUAUCCAGUAAAACAAGCAGCCAUCAUUUGUGGACAGAUUCCUUCCAUUCUCCUCCACGCAGCUUUCAGGGUCAGCUCACUUCUUGCCAGUACUAAGUGCGACUCCUUGUACCACUUUCCAUUCCCCAGAGACCUUGAUAGUUCCAGGGCCUCUGUUGCCUGGGAGGGAGAGGAGACCCAAGAGAGGACUGGUUCUAAAGCCACAUGGAUGUGAGGAGAGGGAAGGGAAAGGCUUCCUAAUUGUGCCCCUAAUCAAUGUUCUGACCCCCAUCCCAUUGUCUAGAAUGGUGGGGCUAGAGGGGAAGUAGGGUUCCUGCUAGAACCCUCAUUGAUCCGGAAGCCUCAGUGGAAACCCUGGAGGAAACAGGACAGUGAAGGAAACAACAGGGAGCCCUGCUGAGGCAAAGGCACUGGCAAAGCAGUGAACUAACUUGUUUACUAACAAGACUGGACAUAGCAUCACAAUUUGCAGUUUACACUGGUGUGAGUUACCAGAGGGCCAAGGCUAGCAUGGAGAGUGGGACAAGGACCUCUAGUAAGCAGAUGACAGAGGUUUAAGGGAGAAUUGCGUGGCAGGGGCCUCUGCCAGCUGCUUGGGCUUCAACAGCCAAGCUGGCACAGAAGGCAGUUGUCUGACUCUGCUAGGCUCCUGGGUCCCUAGAAACGGUAGUGUUUGCUUCAUUGUCUCUUCUUCUAUCCUGACCCAGGGUUCUUUUGCUUAAAGGAAAGGGCUAGGAGCCUUGGAGGUGAAUGGAGGCUUUGGUCUGUGUGUAUGGUGUCAUUUGCAAUGAAUGCAAAUAGAUUCAGAGAAAUUCAGCAUAAAGAGGGCCUCUGGAGGGAAUAUAGCCCGACCUGUACUCCACCCGGUAUUGCUUGGGUAGGAACUGAGGCACAGAGAGGGGUGGUGGCCUGCGCAAGCUCACACCUCCAGACUCAGCAGACAGAAGGCCUCCCGGAGAGAGCAGUGGGCCAGUCCUGAGGCUGUCCUUGUCCCACAUAGCCCUUUCUUUCUUCCUGCACAGACUCGAGGCUGGAAGUGUUUGGCCCCCUUCAGGAGCCUGGCCAGGCAGGGAGAGCAGCUGCAGCCUUUAUUAGUGUUCUGCUUCCUCCCACAGCACUUGCCCAGCUCCGCCUCAGGACUGGCCCGCUGCCACAAAGUCCUUAGGCUACCCUAGUGCUCCCUCAGGUCCCUGAUGACCCCAGGCCAAGCUAGCGUGAAGAAGGAACAUGAUAUUUCUUUUUAAUCCAUUUCAGGGCUCUCUCCGGGAGGGGUUGGGGUGCGUCAUACCUAUUCAAAGAUCUUCCAGCUAGGAUGGGGCGGGGUGAACUUUGUUGUGAGAAUGGCCUGGAGCAGGCCCAAUGCUGCUUUUGGGGGUCAGCAUCCAGUGUGAGAUACUGUGUGUAUAAACUAUAUAUAAUGUAUAUAAACUGGGAUGUAAGUUUGUGUAAAUUAAUGGUUUAUUCUUUGCAAAUAAAGUGGCCCCCAU
Messenger RNA from Octodon degus (degu), 5170 nucleotides. It is a transcript of the gene Eda, whose product is annotated as ectodysplasin A. Lineage: Eukaryota; Metazoa; Chordata; Mammalia; Rodentia; Octodontidae. Bases 241 to 1416 code for a protein of 391 amino acids. Gene Ontology annotation, biological process: immune response; animal organ development. The transcript is spliced from 8 exons. The record is from RefSeq and is a predicted model, not a curated record. Gene Ontology annotation, molecular function: death receptor binding; tumor necrosis factor receptor binding; death receptor agonist activity. Gene Ontology annotation, cellular component: membrane.